Rotaria socialis is the source of this 2982-nucleotide messenger RNA. The record is from the annotation of a GenBank genome assembly. Lineage: Eukaryota; Metazoa; Rotifera; Eurotatoria; Philodinida; Philodinidae.
AUGACAUCACGACGUGAAUCAGCUGUGCGUCAACAUUCAUUUUCAUUAUAUAAUUUAUCAGCAAACGAAAUUUAUUUUCAAGAUUAUGCUGUUAUCUGUCAAAGUACAUUAAAUGAAGAUCACCAAACGAAAGUUAAAGGCCGUGUAAAAAUCUGUUCUAAAUCUCUUGUUUUUGUUCCAAAUGAUAUUCGUUCACCGAUGAUUAAAAUUUUAUAUAAACAAAUAUCGAAAUUUGAAGAUAGUGGAAAAAAUGAAUUCAGUCUUACUGAUUCAACAAUAGUAUCAUCAUCAUCAUCUUCAUCGUCGUCGUCGUCAAAUAUCAAUAAGAAAAAAUCAAAUAGCUUAAUUAUUAUUUGUUCAUCAGCUACAUUAAUGGCAAUCAAUGGACGUAUUGAACCAUAUACAACGACGUAUGAUACGCAUCGUUUUUAUUUUGAAUUUGUUUAUUCAAAUGUUGAAGACUGUUUAUCAGUUGUUGGUCAACUAUAUCGUUCAACAACAUUACCAUUUCCAGAACAAGUUAUGAUGAUUGAAUCAAUUGUUCAAGGACGAUUAAAAAUGCUUAAAUUUGAUUUCAAACAAUUAAAAGAUUUGAAUGAAAAAAUUUUAUUUGAACAAGAUGCAUAUGUUAUUAAACCUUUAAUAAAAAACCCUGGUAAAUGUUUAUUAACAAAUCAAUGUUGUUAUUUUCAAGCAUUAAAUAAUAUUAAUGAACAGCAAAUUGUUCAAUAUGAGUUAGGUACAUUAUACAAAAUAGCUAAACGACGUUAUAAAUUUCAUUAUAUUGGCUGUGAAUUACAAUUUAAAUUAGACGAUCAACGACCUAGUCAAAAGAAAAUUCUAUACUUGGUUUUUGCUAAUGAAUCUAUAUGUUCAACAUUCUAUGACUUAGUACUUACUCAACCGUGUGUCCAUCUAGAUUUAACACCAUUUGAAAAUAUGACAUUGCGAUGGCAACAAGGUACAAUAUCAAAUUAUGAUUAUUUACUUUAUUUAAAUGAUCGUGGCGAACGUUCAUUUCAUGAUUGUUCUCAAUAUCCUGUAUUUCCAUGGGUAUUAAGAAAUUAUACAUCGUCAAAUCUUGAUCUAAAUGAUCCACAAUCAUUUCGUGAUUUAAGUAGACCCAUAGGUGCACUUAAUAUUGAACGUUUAGAACGUUUAAAAGAACGUUACACAAAUAUGAGUCUACCAUCGGAUCAUCAACGUUUUCUUUACGGAAGUUUUUAUUCUAAUCCAGGCUUUGUUGUUUAUUUUCUUUGUCGUCUACAUCCACAAUUUAGUUUAUGUUUAAAUGGCGGCCGUUUCGAUCAUUCCGAUCGAUUAUUUCAUUCAAUUGUUGAUACAUGGAAAAGUGUAUUAACAAGUGAUUCUGAUGUAAAAGAAUUAUUACCAGAAUUUUAUAUGACAUCAAAAUUCAUCGACGAUGAAGAUGAUGAUGAACAUCGUUUAGAUGGAGAAUUUUUAAUCAAUCAAUUUGAUAUUGACUUUGGUAUACGACACGAUGAAGUGCGUAUUGGCAAUGUUCUACUUCCACCAUGGGCAGAAAAUGAACGUGACUUUGUAUAUAAAAUGCGUUUAGCAUUAGAAAGUGAACAUGUAUCACAACAUCUACAUGAAUGGAUUGAUCUUAUAUUUGGAUAUAAACAACGUGGUGACGAAGCUCGUCGUGCUGAUAACUUAUUUCAUUAUUUAACAUAUGGUGUGCCAGAAGAUCAUAGUGUAACAGCAAUGGAACAAUAUGAAGAACAAUUAUCAUUAGAAACACAAAUUCUAGAAUUUGGACAAGUUCCUAAACAACUUUUUCUUAAACCACAUCCACGUAAAUUAACCGAACAAGAAUUAAAAAAUGAUCAAGAAAAAAAAUUAAAUGUUGAUAUCGAUCAACCCUCGACUCCAACCGAUAAUAUUACUAAUCCGAUGGAAGAACAUUUGAUGCGUCUUCGAGUUCAAUCUUUAUCAUCGUUUGAACAUCAUGAAUUAGGCCAUUUUGAAUUCGAUUCUGUUUGUCGACUGCAUAAAACAGCUGUAAGAGGCAUUGUUCCACAUCCAUCAUUACCAUCGACGCAUCUACUAACAAUUGGUGAGGAUGGAUUUUUACGUAACUAUAUGGUUAAUAAAAGUAAAAUAGAUACAUUCUAUUUUAUAUCAUUGCGUCCAUUGACAUGUAUAAAAUCAAUUCAAGUUCAUUUUUCAAUAGACGGAAACGAACAAUGCGCAUUAGCAUUUGUUGGUUGCUAUGAUCAUACAUUAUACAUACAUAAUUUACAAACCGGUACAUCAAUAUUAUCACAAGUUUUACAUGAUGAUAUUAUUACAGAUUUAUUUAUAACAAAUCGUUCAACACCAACACUUUUAUGUACAUCAUCGCAUGAUGCAACGGUUCGUUUUUGGUCAUUAGAAAAUCUUAUUUUUGUGAAUGAAGAUAAUUAUGUAUUUCAACCGAAUUAUCAUUCAACAUCAAUCCUUCCGAUGCAAUACGAUAUAUCAUUUGAUUCAUCUUGUACGUGUAUGCAUGCAUUAGAAGAACAUUGUCUUUUAGCUGUUGGUUGUCAAGAUGGAACAAUAAAUUUAUGUAACUUUCAAACUGGAGAAAUACUAAAACAAUUAACAUCACCGUCAUCAUUACCAAUUUUAUCAUUAUCAUUACGUUCUGAUGGUCUUUUUCUUGCUUAUAUAUCAUCAAAAGCAGUAACACUAGUUGAUAUUAUAUCGAGUACCGAUGUAUUCACAAAUACAUGCGUAUCAGAUGAACAAUCAUUUAAAUCUUUAUUCUAUUCAUCACAAAUGUUAAUUCUUGGCUUAAUGAAUGGUUCAUGUGAUGUAUGGAAUUUGAAAAUUUGUGAAAAAGUUCACACAUUAAAUGUUAAUGAUAAAAUAAGUAUAACAACAAUAGCAUACAAUGAUGGAAUGUUUUUCUUCGGUACUGAUGAUGGAUCUGUACAUUCUUAUGUAUUUGCCAGUCGGCAGCAACUAUCGAUCUAG